AUGGGCCGUUAUAGUGACGAAAGCGAUUAUGAAAGUAGUUACGGUGACGAAUGGGACCACACUAGAGAAAGCAGUGAUGAAAACGAUGAAGCCGAGGCGGACAAUCCCGAAUGUAGAGCUCAAAAAGAGAUGGAGGAGGAGACGGAAGAUGACGGCGACGGCGACAACUUGCCUUGCUACGAGGAUUUUUGCGAAGAUCUCAAAUCUGCCUUGAGCUUUGUCGUACGUAAUGAAGGUCCUUUUGGCAAAGGAGAGCAAACUCUGGUCGACCAAUCAGUCCGCAACUCCUGGGAGCUGGACUCGCGACAAUUCUCAAUCAGGAAUGUGGCAUGGCAAGGCUUUAUCAACAAUCUACUAAAUCAGGUGCACGGGGGACUAAGUCUUCCUGGACAACGCAACAACAUCGGAGCUCAGAUGUACAAGCUGCUCUUGUACGAGGAAGGUGCUUUCUUCAAGGCACAUCAGGACUCCGAAAAGACUCCCGGUAUGUUUGGCACGAUGGUCGUUAGCCUGCCAUCGAAGCAUGAGGGAGGUUCCGUUAUUCUCACUCAUAGUGGCAAGCGGGUUCAGUACGACUCGUCCACGACAUCCGAGUUUGGUACUUCCUGCGCAGCCUGGUAUGCUGAUGUCCUUCAUGAGGUGACACCUGUAACUUCGGGUUAUAGGUUAGUUUUGACCUAUAACUUGGUCCAAACAGGAUCAACAGCUGUUCCGAAAGGACCAUUGAGCGACUGGACAAAUGUGAUUGCAGGACAUCUUAAGCAGUACGAGAAGGCUGCCAUGGGAUACGAAAAAGGCUAUCCUCCAUAUAUCAUCCAUAAACUUGAGCAUCCUUACACCGAGGAUGGCUUGAAAUUGGGCUCACUGAAAGGCUCUAAUUUUAGGCAGGUACAGUGUCUGCGGGAUGUCUGCCAAGAACUUGAUUUCGAAGUCUACCUAGCAAGUGUCGAAAAGGCCCUUCAUAAAGAUGAUGAUUGUGGCGACGAAGUGUUUAACCGCGAUGACGGCUUCUCGCGACUCACUACACUGGAUGGGGACAAGUGUGCGUUUGUGCCUGACCACUACGACAAGUCAUACUUUCUAGACCCACCAGACACUGACGACGAAGACUACGAUGAGUCCGAACACGAGGGAUGGACCGGCAACGAAGGUGCUCCUGCCACAUAUUGGUAUCGCUCAAGUGCUGUUGUACUCGUUCCACCAUCUAAAAAGCUUGACUUCGCACUCGCUAGCUCAGACAGCAUCAGUGCUGCUUUGUCACUGUUCGACGACAUUGAAGGCCGAGCGAAAACGGGCAAGCCGCUGGACAUAGCUGGAUUGUAUGAAUUAUGUACCAAGGCUCUACCUUUUCUCAAUCUCAGGUCAAGGCCGAGCACAACAUACAGCUAUAUGUAUCCAAACAGGAAUACUCUCUCAGCGCGAGAAGAUGCAAAAGUUUCUGCAUUGGCUAAAAGAAUUACUACUGCUUUGUUGGAAUACAGUUGGAUUGACCUCUAUAACAGACUUCCUCCUACAACGAAGAUGGACAAAAAGUCUCUACAGGGUCUUGCGCAUAAUUUGGCGCAACAUGGUGUACAAAGAUGGAACGCAACUUUGAGGCAAAUCUUUAAGGCUGGAGAAACUGUCACAGCCAGAUACAAGAUGAUCAUGAAUCUGGUCACCGCUUUUGAUGCAGUUUGCGAGAAUCAAGAGUACCAACGAGACUUGGGCAAACUACUCGUUAGCGUCCUGGACAUCUUGUUCGACAGUUUGCCACAAAACAGGAUUAGCAAGCAGGAUGCCACAACACUGGCAGUUGUCAUAAAGCACUCGUGGCCAAUGCAGAUUGACUUCACGAACAAACACAUGUCUCAAAUCGCUCGAGCUGCAUUUCCAUCUCUUACAGCCUUUAUUUUCGAGCUUUUUAAAAAGAAGGAAGUUUCAGCUACAGCUUUACCAGAAGACUUGGUUAAUGGAGUGAUAUCAACGAUGUGGUCCAAGUUUACGUAUAUUGAGGCGACUGACAGCAUAUCCAUUGACGACCCGACCAGGAUCCUCGAUGCAACAAAGAACAAUGGCGGUGUGACUAUGGUCGAUGCCCUUCAUAACAUGAGAGCAGCUGCCAUAGAUGAAAAGCCAGAGUACAUACAGUCGACCUUGUUGCCUUUCAUCACAUCCGCUAUGCGCAACAAAGUGCAUGCUCUGAUUCUCGAAGACGAUCAAGCGCUCUACGAUGCGCUCUCAUCGUACAUCACCACAGUCCUCUGCACAUACAUUCGAAAGUAUGUCGGGGUUGAACCCAAUCGAAACCUCAAUUGGUCCAGACCACAGAAAGGUUGUGGAAAUUGUGCAGAUUGUCAGCACGUCGCACAAUUCAUGGCGAACCCACACCAGAAGGAGUUACAUUUCCCAGCAGUCGAGAGACGAAGAAAACAUUUGAGCCGACAUUUUGAGGAAUACACAUCAUAUGCUUAUUCUCUAUUUUCGCGGAGCUCCAACCGGCGCGAUCAGAAGUUGGGCUAUACCAUCAACACCAUCACUGGAAGGAGCCCGUACACCUGGCAUUGUGUCAAGAACCACAAUGUAGAACGGAAAUUGAUCAGAGAGUGGGAACACCGACACAUCGAGGCACAAACCCAUCUUAAGAAAUUAGCCGGACCACGAAAUGAAGUACUCGGACGAUUUCUGGGUGAGGAGGAUGUGGACGCCAUCAUGUCCUGCCGCGUCGAGCGUCUACCAGCCAUCGAUGCGGAUCUGCAAAGGACACCAUUACAGCCGACUGGUGCUAACGUACAGAAUGCGUUUGGGUCUGGGAUAGGAAGAAAACGACCUCUGGACGGAGGUGAGGGUGGUGAGAACGAUGCAGUGAAGAGGAUGAAGACUGGUAUCAAGACCGAGAUUAUUGACUUGACGGGCGAUUAG
Molecule: messenger RNA, 2901 nt
Organism: Lithohypha guttulata
Lineage: Eukaryota; Fungi; Ascomycota; Eurotiomycetes; Chaetothyriales; Trichomeriaceae
Exons: 2
Coding region: 1-2901 (966 amino acids)
Source: RefSeq, a predicted model, not a curated record